Molecule: messenger RNA, 762 nt
Organism: Fonsecaea erecta
Lineage: Eukaryota; Fungi; Ascomycota; Eurotiomycetes; Chaetothyriales; Herpotrichiellaceae
Exons: 1
Coding region: 1-762 (253 amino acids)
Source: RefSeq, a predicted model, not a curated record
AUGUCUAUCUCCCGAGCAUUCACCAAGCGCGUCAAGCGCACCUUGGUUGACCAAGCACCGCUGCAACGUGGCACAACAGUUCGAUAUGCCCCGGGUACCAUCGAUCGCACCCUCAUCUCUUUGCCAACCGAGUUGAUCUCUACGACGAAUGUGCAGGCGUUGACCGCUCCAGACAUUCGGAGCAUCUCUGGUUCGUCCUCAGGCUCAGUUUCGUCGGGCAACGAUUCCGAUUUCUCGACCAUCGACCGCAGUUUUCUCACCAGCGCGGGGAAUGACAAUUCUUCGAUCGAUAGCAGUGGUCCUGCCACACCUGUGACACCUGGCAACGAAGACACCAAGUCGUUCUUCGAUUUGAAACAGACCGCUUCCGUUCUUCCUGCGAUUGCCUCACCAACCUUCGACACACCUGUGGUCCCGCAACGAGCUCCAUCUCAUUCGAAGAAAGCGCACGUUGAACUGUCACGGAAGCGAUCCGUCCAACGAAUGUCGCCGCCGCCUGUCAGCAUUACCCAACCGGCUCUUCGAAGCCCUGUCGACUCAUCUGCGGAGGCGCGCCACCCUUUCGGCAGGGAACUGGCACAAGUAAAUGAAGUCGCCGAAGGGUUUGGAGCUACUGCAAGGCUUCUUGAUGAGGAAGAACAAGAAAUUUUGGGCAAGGGGCUCUGUAAAUUUGGGGUGGAAGACUAUCUCGACGAAAUCGCCGGCUUGUAUGGCGGCAUCUUCGAAGACAAGCUCGGGUCAAUUGCGAAGCCAUGGCUGUAA